Messenger RNA from Photinus pyralis (common eastern firefly), 2166 nucleotides. RefSeq lists its product as uncharacterized. The transcript has 7 exons. The record is from RefSeq and is a predicted model, not a curated record. Bases 836 to 2035 code for a protein of 399 amino acids. Lineage: Eukaryota; Metazoa; Arthropoda; Insecta; Coleoptera; Lampyridae.
UAGAAUAUCCGAAAAAAACACACAAAUUCUAUUUAAUGAUAGCAAAACAAUUACGUAUCCAAAGUUCCAAAUUGAACAUUCGAAAGGUCCACUAAUGGAAAAUAUAUCUGGCGAUAGAUGGCAACAAUUUGAAAAAAUUGUGUUUGAAAAGUUCUUAUUAUCAAUACAAGAUGCUGAUAAUUGCUGUUCACUUAUUGACAAAAGUGUGGUCAUUAUUAGAAACAUUAUAGUAAGUAGUAAAGGUAAAUGUAUUAAAUUAAUUGGUAACAAAUUUUUAACCUACGAGGACUUUUAUACGUCUCCCUGUAAGUCUUCAAAACUUAAUAUUUAUUUGGCAAGUUAUUUAGAAAAUGAAUUGAAAUCAUGGGAUAUAAAUGAAAUUGCCUAUAAAUGCAUGAAGUUGUCUUAUAAGACCAAAUUUGUAAUUUUACCAUUAAUCCACACAAACUAAGAUUUAUACAAAUUUUUUAGCUUUUUAAGGUGGGCGUACACUGCAAACGAAAUAUAUAAAUCAGCUACUUAUCGACCUACUUCCAUACUUUUAAGGCAUUCCAGGUCAUCUAUGCUAAACUGGACGAAGAUUGAAAUCAUAGUUUCAUUUAAUUCAUUUCAGCCCAUGUUAGAUUUAAAAGGCUUUUUCAGUUCAUAUACUAAACUACCUAAACGAAAACUGCCUCCAGAGUUGCUCAAACUUAGUUUAAUUGUCCUUAGCUGAUUUUAAUUUCGUUUAUUUCGCAAUGCCCGCGCCCCUUUAAUAUUUUCUUAUGUUUAUAUAUGUAUAAGAGUUGUAUAGCACACACAUUUAUUAAAAGUUUAUGGGACGAAAUUUUCACACAUGUAUCUACGUAUAACAUCGGUCUAUUAUAAGGUGUUUCUGUUCUUGUUUUGCCCUUUUGUUGUUUUUUUAGUUCCUAUGGCGUCUCCAAAUAAUACAUGGACUGUGGUGUGUUUCACCAAUGAUGAAACGGUGGAGGCAGUUCCGACAAAAUGGUUAAGUGGAGAUCAGUGCUUAUGGCCAGUGGUAACUAGAGACAAAUUAAAUACCUACAUAAGAAAAUGUGAAUUUAAUUCAUGUUGGCCAUCACACACUGUGAGAACAUUUCGGAAUGCAACAUAUGAUAAUUACUCUGUUGCGAGGAGCAAAGCUAAUAAAGCUGAAAAUACAAGUGACCUGAACACAGAUUGUGAUGAUGGUCCUUUAUCAGGAAAAAGGAAAAGAAAGAAAAAAGUGAUCUCUUCAUCUUCAGACGACUCAUCAGACACUGAAUCUAUGAAUGAGAAGCGGGCCAAUAAAGGUAAAAUGCCUUCUCCACCAGCAUGGACUGAUGAUGAACAUCGGACUCACAAAGAUUCACAUCAGUUAGCUGAACCAGAAGCAUGCAUAGAUGAACUUGAGGAACAGGUGGUUGUGGUACCACCUGUUAUUGAAUCAUUACCUUCAACCUCGAUUGCCCCUAGCCAACAAGAAAAUGAAAUUAACAAUAUCACACCACGAAAGCCUAUAGACUCCAUUAAGGAAAAUAUAAGAAGGGCAGACCGAACAAAAUGUUGUUGCAAUCCAGCUUUACUAUACAACAUUCAGGCAUUACUUAUCGAAAUCAAUAACAAGCUGAACAGUGUACCUAGGAAAGCUGAGGAAAAUGAAGAAAAUAUCAUUCGGAAAUCCGGAAUUAGUUUUCCUAUGGAAACUAUUCAGGAAUUCGACAAAUUUGAGAAAUUCUUUUCGGCAAGAGAAAAUUAUUUAGCUUUGGUUGGAUUUUUCUCAUCUAUUGGAGGAGCUAAUUUAUAUGAAUUUGUACGUAGAUGCCUUGCUCCUCUACUAUGGGAUGGAUUAUCGGAACAGUUUUCCUUCUUUGGAAAAAAAGGAAAUCUUUCCUUUGGGGAUAAAAAUUUGGCAAAAAUAAUAAUAGAAGCCGCUGAAAAAGGUGGACAUGCAAAAAAUAAAAAGGAAGUUGAGCAGAAACUGGGGGAUUGGCUGCGAAGAUCUAAGGAACGACGCAUUCGGGCAGAACAUAAACGUGCAACAAAAAAAUAAGAAUUUAGGUGCUAUUGGAAACUUGAGUAUCCCAAACACCAUUAUAGAAUAUUAAGGCAGAGGGCAAUUUGUUGUUUAAGAGAAUAUUUUGUUUUUUACAUGUUUUCUGUAAAUACUUUGUAUCAAACUCC